CUUCUCGUUACAGAACCUCGCGCAAUGAACGUUACAAAUGCCAUAAUGAAGUGACGAAUGGUCCUGCUGGACUUGCGACCAUGACAUUCAUAUUGAAAUUCUUUCCAUAGCUUGCGCUGGAACGAUAACAGGCCUUGAGCUCGAUCCCGCACCAUGAUCAGAGCCAUUUUCUACAGCAAAUUCGAUACCCAGGAGGGCCCCAAAGUCGUCCACCAAGUCCCCGACGGCGCCAUUGUCCCCUCCGCCGACGCGCCCUCACAAUCCCUCUUCCUAACCUUCUCCGACAUCUCCUUCUUCGUGAUCCCACGCCAGGAACUCUGUGGCAACCUGAUUCAGGUCUGCACGAACGGUCACCGAAUCCUGGGUUAUCCGAUCUGUAUCAAAUCGCAGCGAUACGACCGCAAUGAGUUCAUCUUCAACUUCUGUGUGGUGCUGGCGGAGGAGGAGGACUUUAGCACGUACAAGAGCGUGGUGCAGAAAUUGGCGGAUUUGAUGCGGGAAUUGGAAGAGCAGAGUGGGUUCUUGUCGAGGGAUCAUUCGAAGAGUGGGGAGGGGAAGGUGUAUAGUCUUUGUGAGACUUUGAUGGAGGAUUUGAAUAAUUAUUGUGAGAGUAUGAUUCCGAUUGACGAUUUGAAUACGUUGAAUAUCAAAUUGUUUCCGGUUUAUCCUGCUCCUCCGUCGGUCAAGGCGUGGCAGGUCCCCCUGUUCACCGUGCGGUAUCAAGCGUUCAUGGACGAGAAUUGGGAUUUAACCAUGCAGCGAGUCGUUCCCUAUAUCAACGGUGUCAACAGCGUCCGCAUCAUCUCCAUCCUCGCCGACACAGACUUCUCCCUGACCUGUCGCGCAAUCAAACACUUACUCUACUAUGGCUGCCUCUUACUCCUCGACAUCUUCACCUUCUCCGCUAUCUACGCGCCAACAGCACAGUUCAGCUCAAGCAUCGGUUCCGACGAGAACAUGCAGCGCGAAUGCGCUCGAUACGUGAACACUCUCUUCGCACCACAAUUAGCACCAUCCCCAACAACACCAGGCCAAGCACCCGCAGCCCCCUGGUCUAGCGCCCGCAGCGACAUCACCAGGCGACCAAGCAGCUCAGACACCACAGCCAGUGCAACAGGCACCGUCAUCACCGCCGGCGGCGGACGAUUCUUCGACCCCGACGAAGUCUGGCCACCCAUGGGUGACGACGCCGAAUCGCCCAGCGAUCCCAACGACCCAUCUACCGCAACAGAAAGCGCAAUAGACAGGUUAAAACCGCACCAAGUCGUCGACGGCGUCGCUAUCGUCGAGCUCUACGCGAGCCUGAAACAGGGCCAAAGCGUUAAACAGUGGUACGCCCAGCACAGCCGACAACUAGCAUACAUCGAUAUUCGGCGCUUCAUCACAUUCGGAAUUAUCAAGGGUUUCUUGUACCGCGUUCAUAAAUACGCGUAUGCGACUGGGUCCCCCAAACACUCCCAUAACCAUAACCACCACCAUCUCCCCGGCACAGGCACCAACAGCGGCUUCUCCUCACGAGGCCCAGGAACAGGCGCGAACACGCCUAGUAUUUAUGCCACGAGUGCAGGCGAUAGCGAGCCCCUCAUCGGCCGACGAAGCGACGAGUACCAGUACGGGACUUCUGCGCAGGGAAAUCGGAGUUUCACAUACGAGGACGGUGAAGAGGAGGAUUAUUUCAUCGAUGAUAAGAGUUUGUCGAGGUAUUUGGAUGGGGUGCAUUGUUUUGAUCAGAUUUGUACGGAGCUGGAGGUUAGUGAGAAGGUGUUGAUGGCGAGAUUGAAGAGGUAUCCUGGGGAGGUGUUGAUUAUACAUCGGUAGUUUUAUGUAGUUAUUGAGAUACCUUGAUUCUUUUGAAUAGAUGGUUUGUGAUUGUGCA
Aspergillus glaucus CBS 516.65 is the source of this 1876-nucleotide messenger RNA. RefSeq names its product nitrogen permease regulating protein NPR2. NCBI's taxonomy places the organism in Eukaryota, Fungi, Ascomycota, Eurotiomycetes, Eurotiales, Aspergillaceae. The transcript is spliced from 4 exons. The record is from RefSeq and is a predicted model, not a curated record. Gene Ontology annotation, biological process: positive regulation of autophagy; negative regulation of TORC1 signaling. Gene Ontology annotation, cellular component: vacuolar membrane; GATOR1 complex. Gene Ontology annotation, molecular function: GTPase activator activity. Bases 154 to 1818 code for a protein of 554 amino acids.